This is a messenger RNA of Colletotrichum higginsianum IMI 349063, 309 nucleotides long. RefSeq lists its product as uncharacterized. NCBI's taxonomy places the organism in Eukaryota, Fungi, Ascomycota, Sordariomycetes, Glomerellales, Glomerellaceae. The transcript has 2 exons. The record is from RefSeq and is a predicted model, not a curated record. The coding region runs from base 1 to 309 and encodes 102 amino acids.
AUGAACAACAGGCAACGGCUCACACUACCUCCCCCUUUGGGACUCGGGUGGUCUUCCCAAAACUCGCCGUCCAGGCGGUUGGCGUACCACACUUCUGGGUCGCCAGAAGCCGCCGCUGUUGAUCGGUUACUAGCUGAGGAGUUGGAUGCCUAUUCGGUCUCUUGGCCGGUGACUGGGCUAAGUGUCGUGACGGGAGGACGACGGGACCAGGACGAGGACCAGAACCAGAACCAGAACCAGAACCAGAACCAGAUCUGGACUCCUUCACGGUGGAUCGUCACCGGCUGCCUCGGUGAAGCAGCUGGCUAG